UGUGUCGGGGUAGGAGGGGAUUGAGGCUGCAGCAGGCAGUCAGCCCCCAGCAGCUCAGCUCUGUGUUGUCACCGGGGAAACAAGUGACCAACCAGGCUGAGGCAGCCCAGACCUGUUUUGCUUCCUGCCGCCUGGAAUAAAAGGGAAAGGAACAGCUCUGUUUUUCUCCUCUUUCUUCUGUUUUUUUCCCACUGUGGAUAGCCUUUCAUCAUCAACUGCCACAGACAGACAGACAUACAGAGGCUCACAACAAGCUUGCAAUGUGAAGGGCACAGGGAGGGAGGCAAGGAGUGUGUGUGGAUAAUGGCUCACUAUAAGGAUGUAGCCGUCAAAAAGACCUCUUCUCUCAACCUGGUGACAGGAUUCUUUCAGUAUCUCCGCGAUGAACAAGAGGCCGUACAGAAGAGGACCUUUACAAAAUGGAUAAACUCCCACUUGGCAAAGCGUAAACCACCUCUAGAGAUCACAGACCUCUUCGAGGACAUCAAAGAUGGGGUGAAACUUCUGGCUCUGUUGGAGGUGCUGUCUGGACAGAGACUACCAUGUGAGCAGGGCCGCCAGCUGAAGAGAAUCCACUGGGUGUCCAACAUCGGCACCGCCCUCAGGUUCCUCGAAGGCAGGAAGAUCAAGCUAGUCAACAUUCAUGCCACUGACAUCGCAGACGGUCGACCAUCCAUUGUCCUGGGGUUGAUAUGGACCGUCAUUCUCUACUUCCAGAUCGAGGAGUUGACCAGUAACCUACCAGCCCUGGUAGCCCUGUCCAGCAGUACCUCCUCAAUGGACAGCAUGGCCAGUAACUCAGAGACGGGCAGUCCCCCUAUGAAGAGGAAGGUAGUACCCAAGAAGUUCCAGGGCAACGCCAAGAGGGCCCUGCUCAGAUGGGUGCAGUGCACCGCCGCCAAGCGUCAGGGCAUGGAAGUGAAGGACUUUGGUGCUAGUUGGCGGAGCGGGGUGGCGUUCCACUCUGUGGUCCAUGCCAUCCGCCCAGACCUGGUGGACAUGGAGGUGGUGAGGAGGAGGAGCAACAAAGAGAAUCUGGAGGAAGCCUUCUCAUUGGCCGAGAACGAGCUGGGCAUCCCACGCCUGCUGGAUCCAGAAGAUGUGGAUGUAGAUAAACCGGAUGAGAAGUCCAUCAUGACAUAUGUUGCUCAGUUCCUCAAGCACUACCCCAACCCCCACCACUCCGAGACAGAUGGACAGGAAGAUGAGAGAGAAGAGCGUAAGGUUCUGAGAGAACUGAAGGUGUGGCUGGAUCAACUGGAGAUGGACGUGCUGCGAGUCCAGGGGGCAGAGGGCAACCUGACAGACAAGUACCAGGGCUUCAAGAGUUUCCGUGUGCAGUAUGAGAUAAAGAAGAAACAGACAGAGCCUCUGCUGCAGCCGGUGCACAGGGAUGGGAAGCUGUCUGUAGACCAGGCCCUGGUCAAACAAGCGUGGGAACGUGUCUCUAUCAGGCUCCUGGACUGGCACAUCCAUCUGGAUAAGUCGUUGCCUGGCCCACUGGGGGUGAUCGGAGCCUGGCUGCAUCGAGCUGAGAUCGCCUUGAGGGAGGAGAUUCCCAUCCAACAAGCCCAUGAAGAGACAGCCAACGUGAUCCACAGGAAGCUGGAGCAGCACAAGGAGGUACUGAAGAACUUGGAAUCCCACCAGCAGACGUUCCAGCAGAUCCACAGAGACAGAUCUGUGAACGGGGUCCCUGUCCCCUCUGAACAGCUCCAAGACAUGGCAGAGAGGUUCAACUAUGUGUCCACAUCAUCUCAUGCCCACCUGAUCAAACUGGAAUUCUGGGAGAUGAAGUACCGUCUGAUGGCGUUUCUCAUCCUGGCUGAGUCCAAGCUCAAGUCCUGGAUCAUCAAAUAUGGCCGCCGUGACUCCGUGGAACUACUGCUGCAUAGCUACAUUUCCUUCAUUGAUGGACACAAGUUCUUUGAACAGUAUGAGACAACAUUUAAGGCACUCAGGCAAGCUGCAGAUGUCUACAUCAAGUCUGAUGGUUCAGGCAUUAAGAUCAGUAGGAAAGAUCAUUUCCUGUAA
Oncorhynchus gorbuscha (pink salmon) is the source of this 2034-nucleotide messenger RNA. Its product is annotated as nesprin-1-like. Gene Ontology annotation, molecular function: actin filament binding. Gene Ontology annotation, cellular component: cytoplasm; nuclear outer membrane; meiotic nuclear membrane microtubule tethering complex. Gene Ontology annotation, biological process: nuclear migration. The record is from RefSeq and is a predicted model, not a curated record. NCBI's taxonomy places the organism in Eukaryota, Metazoa, Chordata, Actinopteri, Salmoniformes, Salmonidae. The transcript has 16 exons. The coding region runs from base 304 to 2034 and encodes 576 amino acids.